Diachasmimorpha longicaudata is the source of this 3362-nucleotide messenger RNA. Its product is annotated as hyaluronan mediated motility receptor-like. The record is from RefSeq and is a predicted model, not a curated record. NCBI's taxonomy places the organism in Eukaryota, Metazoa, Arthropoda, Insecta, Hymenoptera, Braconidae. The transcript has 5 exons. Bases 235 to 3078 code for a protein of 947 amino acids.
UUGAACAGCUGAAUCCUGCUGAAUCCUCUCCACGCAACUUUCCUCCCUUUUGCCGCGCAUUAUUGCGCCGAUUGUCACGGGGGGAAGACGCGCGCGGGUCCCCAUUAAUUCACCUCCCGUUUGCCGAUAAAUAUUGAAUUAAAGUGACCGUUAACAAAUAUCGCGAAUCGGUUGUUUAUUGGAAAUAUCGUUUGUGCAUUUAUCGAGGAAAAUACGUCCUUCGAGCGCGGGAAUAUGUCGUUUUCAAAGGCAAAAAUUCAAAGAUUCAAUGAACUCACGAGUGAGGCACCACCUCCGGGAUCUUACGAUCCCAAGUUCGACUCUAAGGGAAAGGGUUUUGGGGUCGAAAAACCCGGACGAUUCAACGAUAAUCGAAGUGUUGCGAGCAGCGGAGCCGAUUGCAAUUCAGUUUCGAGCAAAGGAGUUGCUCCGUUAGUUUCUCCUAAAUUUCGCACUCCCCAACUGCUGAAGAAGAAGAUCCCCCGAGCGGUGCCAAGCAGUUGUCCAAAAGCUAAGACAAAGCUCAUCCUCAAUCCCAAAGACUUUAAGUAUGAUAAGAGGGAUGAGCUCGCUGAUCUCAAGGUCGAGUGUGCGAACAAAGAUAAAACGAUAAAAGAUCAUGAGAAAUGCAUCGAGGACAUGAAGGCAGAAGUCAAGAUAUUGGAGAAAUCACUGCUCGAUGUUCAGGCCAAGCAGAAGGAUGUUGAGGAUCAAUAUCAACAGGAUUUGGAGUCCAUGGCUCUUCUCCAUCAGGACAUAUUGGAUUCUCGCGACGAAAAGCACAGUUCGGAAUUAAUUUUCGUGAGAACUCAACUAUUGGAGGCCCUAGAGUCCAAACAAAAUGAACAUUCAGCUUGUAGAGAAGCGGAGAAAGCGUUGAAGUCCCAGAUAACCGAACUGUCAUUGAAAUUCGAAAUGCUUCAAGUGGAUUUGAAUAAAGAGAAGCAAAAAUCUCGAGCGUACGAUGAAUUGCUGGUGAAAUUCCAGACAUUGGAGAAGGGAAUGGAAUCCCGAGAGCGUGAAUUCAUAGAACAACUCAAUGAAAUGGAAAUUAAUAAAGAGAUUGUUGUCGCUGAGUUGACGGAUACUAUUAUGGAGAAUGAGAAGAAACUGAUUGAAGCGCGAGAAGAGCUGAAGCAGUUGAAAGUGACAACAGCAGCUCUCACCGAGGAGCUCCGCUCCUCAGGAACGUCCAACGAGCUCCUCCAACUGGAGUGUGAGCGCCUCCAAACAGAAGCCGAACUCUCCUCCAACAUCCAAACAACCCUAGAAGAUACCUUGGACAGUCGUCAGCAAUCGAUUCUAGAUCUUCACACCCAGUUGUCAGGCCUGCAAUGUGAAAUGGACGAGCUGAAGGCAGAGAACGAAAAGAUCCUGUCUGACUCCCAGCAGCAGAUCUCGGAGUUGAUGUCAAAUCACGAAAUUGAGAUAACCGAGUUGUCCUCGAAAUUCCUCUGCAAGAAGCACAGGUACGAGGCUGACAAGGAGACCGACAUCUCGAAGCAGCGAGAAUUGGAACGGAAAAAUCAGGAGUUACUGAUAAAAAAUCACGCCCUCAUCGACGAGAUAAGUGAAGUCCAGAAGAAAUACGAAGAGUUAAAGUUGUCCUACAGAGAAAUUGAAAACGAAUUGGACAAUGAGCGAGAGUUCUCCGAUAUUUUGGAAGGGAAUCAUCGAGAGGAGGUGCGAAAAUUGAAGGAGCAGAUUGACGAUACGAAGACUCAGAAGAAAUCCCCGAGGAAGUUCCCCAGAGAUUCUGAAAAUUUAACGGAAGAGCAACUGCUGCGUGAGGAGUUACUCGUUCGUGAGGAGAAGAUCACAACAUUAUCAACAGCUCUGGAAGACCUAAAAUUGGCAACAGCAACGCAGGACAGCUUCAGCCAGAGUCUCCAGGAGGAGUUAGAUCGAGCUGAGGGGGAGCUCGCCAGCAAGAAAAAAGAGCUGAAGGAUCUUAAGGAGCAGAUUCGCGAGGAGACAGCUGAGAUGGUGACGAGAAGACGAAGAUUCGAGGUCGUGAUGGCAGAGAAUCAAGCGACUGUUGCUGCAUUGUCCCAACGACUGGCUGAGAGCACCCAGGAACUGGAGAGAGUCCAGCAGGAGUUGAAAUCGUCGGAGGAAUUGAUAAUGGAGCAGAAUGAGUUGCUGCGUAAUAUGCGAAACAGUUCGAAAACAGUUAACGAUCAGCUGAUGUCGUUGAUUGAGAAAAACGACCUGAAGAAGCUGGAUGAACUGGAGGAGGCGAAUCUGUUGGAGAUUGAAAAUCUGAAGUCUCUGUUUGAAUGCAGAGUCGAUGAGCUGAAGAAUGUGUACCAGGGGGAAGUGAGGAUUCUCCAGGAGGAGUUGAGGAAGAAGGGGGAUCAGAAUGUGGAGUUGAGGAGGGAAAUGGAGAGAAUGGCAGCAAAGAUGGCGCCUAUUCAGGAGUCGUUGCUGCUGUUGGAGGAGCAGAAUGACAGUCACUCAAUCGAGAUUUCAGUGCUUCAGCUGUCGAAAGCUAAAGUUGACCAGGAACUGCAGCGACGCAUCGAGGAAUCUGCAGCUGUUGAGGUGAUGUUGGAGGGUGAGGUUCAGAAGUACAAGGAUAUCGCGAAAGCUGCUGAAGAUCGGGUGAAUGAGCUGGCCGGAGUGGUGAAGACAUUGCAGUCGAAACAGAUAAAGUAUGAGGGCUUGCAGAAGACGUUGGACCAGCAGGGGUCUCUGCUGAAGGAGGAAAUGGCGGCUAGGAGGAGUGCUGAGGAGGAAACUAGGACGUUGGCAGAGUCUUAUAAAAGUUUGAGGCAGGAUUAUCACGAUAUCAUGGACAAACAUGCGGAGGUCAUUGGACACUCGAGUCACAAGCAGAGGAUGAAGCAGGUGAAUCAUUUGAAGGAUAAGAUUGUGAGUUUGGAGAGGGAUUUGGAGGAGAGGAGGACUGUUGUUGAGCAACAGGCCAAAACUAUCGAGAGGUUUCAAGCUGAUGAGAGGAGACGAACAUUCACGAAGGGAAAAGAAAAUUUGGGGGCCAUUUCUAAGAGCCCAUUUGGCACUCCUGUCUCUUCACCACAUAAACCAUUGACUCCAUUGCGAGAACGCAACGAAUAAUUUUUUAUUUUCAUUUUGACGUUUAUGAAAUCGUAGGAUAUACAGUAUUUAAAUGGUGGCCCCAUGGAUUUUAUCUUUUUAAAUUUAUUAUUUAAUAUUUGAACGUUUUACAUUAACAUUUUGAUAUUUUCUUGUUAAAGGAAAGAGACACUCAUGAAUUUGUUACAUAUUUUGCGGAGGAAAUCAUUGAAUUUAAUUUAUAUUACCUAUUUUAUAAUUUUUGGAGUACAACAUCUACUGGAGAAAUUCAGUCUGCAGUCUGUUUUUUUACAAUAAAAAUUUUU